AUGAUGAAUUUAAGAAAUAUACACUUCAUUCCUCUUAUUACUAGAAGAAAUCAGAUACACAAAUGCAGCAUCUGUCGACUGAAUAGCACUGAAACAACUCUACAGCAAAUUGAUGUAAAGAGAAUUCGGAACUUCAGUAUAGUUGCUCAUGUGGACCACGGAAAAAGUACCUUAGCUGAUCGUUUGCUGGAACUGACAGGCGUUAUCAAACCAGGUAACGAGAAUGCUCAAGUUUUGGAUCAGUUACAGGCAAAAAGAGAAAGAGGAAUUACUGUGAAAGCUGUUACUGCAUCCUUAAACUAUACUUACAAUAAUGAACCUUACUUACUCAAUCUUAUAGACACCCCAGGUCAUGUUGAUUUCUCCAAUGAGGUGGUACGAAGUGUAACAGCUUGCCAAGGUGUUAUUCUCCUAGUUGAUGCAAAUGAAGGUGUUCAAGCUCAGACAGUUGCAGUACAUUCACUUGCCAAAAGGAAUAAUCUAGUCAUAAUUCCGACAUUAAAUAAGGUAGAUCUACCUAGAGCUGAUCCAGCGAAAGUUAAGGCACAACUUAAGUCAGUAUUUCAUAUAGAACCCGAUACUGUACUCAAAGUAUCUGCUAAAAAGGGUUGGGGUGUUAAAGAGUUAUUAGAAGCAAUUAUAACCAGAAUACCACCUCCAAAUAUCCAAUCAAAUGACUAUUUUCGAGCUCACAUUAUAGACACAUGGCACGAUAAAUACAGAGGUGUUUUGUGUCUGGCUUAUAUUCACUCUGGCACAUUGAAAUUAGGUCAGCCAGUCAAGUGGAAAUCAGACAUGAAACAGCAUACAGUUAAAUUUUUAGCUUUGUUGAGGCCAAAUGAAGAGAACAUUACAGAGGCUGUGGCAGGGCAAGUAGUCAUGGUAGGACUAGGUCCAAAAGGUGGUGGUAGUGUAGGAGACUCACUUCUAUCACCUGAAGCAACUAACUGUAAAGACACUGCAUCUGUGCCAGCUGUUAGGCAUAUGGUGUAUGCUGGUAUUUUCCCAGCAGAUCAGUCACAGCAUACUCAACUCAGUGAUUCUAUCAAGAAACUAGCAUUGAAUGAUUCUGCAGUCAGUGUCAGCGUAGAUUCUAGCCCAGCACUGGGACAAGGUUGGCGCGUUGGUUUCCUUGGACUUUUACAUCUGGAUGUUUUCACACAGAGAUUGUUGCAAGAGUACAAAGCAGAGGCCAUACUAACUGCUCCAUCGGUUCCAUAUAAAGUGAAAAUAAAAGGCGCCAAAGUUAUCAAGCACUAUAAAACUGACGAAGUGAUUGUUACGAACCCACUGCAGUUGCCCGACGUAAAUAACAUCGUAGAGUAUUACGAGCCGUUUGUAAUAGGUACAAUAAUUACUCCAGUGGAGUACCUUGGAGCAGUAAACACGUUGUGCAUAGACCGGCGCGGUUCACCCCUACCCUCUAGCGCAGUAGACGAACAAAUGACAAUGCUCCAAUACAUUCUGCCCCUCUCAGAAGUGGUCAUGGACUUCCACGACACCCUCAAAAGUAUCACAUCGGGGUUCGCCAGUUUCGACUACCAGGAUUAUGGUUUCCAUGCUAGUCCAUUGGUCCGGAUGGAUAUUUUGCUUAACGGUGUGUUAGUGGAUGAGUUGACGUCCAUAGUUCACACCAGUCGUCUGGAGUACAACGCACGAAAACUUACCGCUCGGCUCAAGGAGAUGAUUCCACGACAGAUGGUGCAGGUGGCAAUUCAAGCUGUAGUUGGAGGGAAAGUUUUCGCUAGAGAAACUCUGAAAGCGUACAGGAAAGAUGUCACAGCAAAGCUGUACGGUGGUGACGUGACACGGAGAAAAAAAUUAUUGAAACAACAAGCAGACGGAAAGAAAAAGAUGAGAAGUGUUGCCAAUAUAAAAAUACCUAGAAAUACUUUCAUAGAUGUUCUAAAGAGGUAG
Molecule: messenger RNA, 1917 nt
Organism: Leptosia nina
Lineage: Eukaryota; Metazoa; Arthropoda; Insecta; Lepidoptera; Pieridae
Source: the annotation of a GenBank genome assembly